AUGUGCCUGUGGCUGCUCCCGAUAGCCCUAUGGGACAUGAAACUGACGGCAAGUGACGGCCCGGUCCCGCUCCCCCCCCCCCGAACGGUGGGGGUUGUCCAGCAACCUAAGUUACAGCCCAAGAUGGCGACCCCCCCUCCACCCAUCAGACCUAUGGGACGACAACACCCCUUUAAUAUGCCAGGGAAUGACGGUACAAUACUCACCUGCCUUAAAGGGCUGGAAAAUGCCGAACAUAAGCCCUGGAGACUGCGGACCUGUGGAAGGAGCCACCCGGAACGUCCACCCACCGGAGGCAUGUUGUCCCCAGUCUCUGGGUUUGUGGGGGGCCUGGAGAGAUUUGUCCCCAGCACCGCGAGCCCUGUGGAACCAGAAAGUGUGGAGUAG
This is a messenger RNA of Pelobates cultripes (western spadefoot toad), 387 nucleotides long. NCBI's taxonomy places the organism in Eukaryota, Metazoa, Chordata, Amphibia, Anura, Pelobatidae. The record is from the annotation of a GenBank genome assembly.